AAGCAUUCCCCACCCCCUCUCCCCCGGUUUCAAGUUCGGUUGAGGUGCGGGUUUUUUUUUCCUCCGGCGCCCUUUCCUCGCGGCUUUGGUUUGUUCAUCGGUAGCAGCGGCCUGAGAUCGUGAGAAUCAUGCAAGAUCACAUCCAGAAAUCCGGCGGCAGGAACCGCAACGACAACAGCAGCCCACGCAAGAGGGAAUACCGCCAGGAUGCAGGCUCCGGGCCCGGCGGUGCUGCCGCCAAUAACCACCAUCACCAACAGCAGGCUUCCUCUCGACAUGGCGACCGGGCCUCGGCCGACGCCAGGAUCACCGUCGACAUGACCAAUUUCCGCAAGCCCGGCGAGAAGACCUACACGCAACGCUGCCGCCUGUUCGUCGGCAACCUGCCCAACGAUGUGACCGACGAGGAGUUCAAGAAGAUGUUCGAGAAAUACGGAGAGCCGUCCGAGAUCUUCAUCAACAAGGAUAAAGGGUUCGGCUUCAUCAGGCUGGAAACUAGAACUCUGGCUGAAAUUGCAAAGGCGGAACUUGAUGAUACUACACUAAGAGGGAGACAGAUAAGAAUUCGAUUCGCAACACAUGGUGCUGCUCUCACAGUGAAGAACCUUCCUCAGUUUGUAUCAAAUGAGCUGUUGGAUGAGGCGUUUUCCAUCUUUGGGCCAGUGGAAAGAGCAGUGGUGAUUGUAGAUGACCGUGGAAAACCAACUGGUAAAGGCAUUGUGGAGUUUGCAGCAAAACCUGCAGCACGCAAGGCUCUGGACAGAUGCACAGAUGGCGCAUUCUUAUUGACAGCGUUUCCAAGACCUGUGACUGUUGAACCUUUUGAUCAGUGUGAUGAUGAAGAUGGACUUCAAGAGAAACUGGUCCAGAAAAAUCAACAUUAUCACAAGGAACGUGAACAGCCACCUAGAUUUGCCCAACAUGGGUCUUUUGAGUAUGAAUAUGCCAUGAGGUGGAAGGCUCUGCUUGAAAUGGAGAAACAGCAGCAGGAGCAAGUUGAUAGGAAUGUAAAGGAAGCACGAGAGAAGCUGGAAGUCGAACUGGAAGCUGCGCGUCAUGAGCACCAAGUCAUGCUGAUGAGACAAGAUUUAAUGAGGCGUCAAGAGGAAUUGAGGCGCAUGGAAGAAUUGCAUAAUCAGGAACUGCAGAAGCGAAAACAAAUAGAACUGAGGCAAGAAGAGGAACGCAGAAGACGUGAGGAAGAAAUGCUGUUGCGUCAGCGUGAAAAAGAAGAAAUGAUGAGAAGACAACAGGAGGGAUUCCGAGGGAACUUUGGUGAAAAUAGAGAAAAUAUGAGAAUGGAAGAAAUAGCCCAAAGGAGUGGAAUGACCAUGCCAGUGGGACUAACUGCAGCUGAUUUUACGAAUCUUAAAGCAGCCUCUGCAAACCAAGUUCCACAGCCACUUAUGGGAAUGAACAGGCCAACUGUGAAUACUAAUGCACCACCUCCACAAGGACCACCUGGAAGCCUGGGAAACCAAAUGCCGGAAAACAAUAUGGGAAUGAUCAGGAUGAAUUAUGACAAGUUCCCUACUGGACCAACUUCUGCAUAACUGGUUAACACAGGAGGUUCAGUAAAAGAAUGAACUGGGUUUACAGACAGUGGUCAAAAUGAGAUGCAGGAAUGGAUAGAAAAGUGCAAGAAAACCUAAAGGGGAAGGUAUGAAUGCAGACUUCUGGAAAUUCUGAGGAAGAGACUUAACAGUUUAAAUGAGUGAAAGUCAACAUCUCAAAAAAAAAGCUUCUGGGGAACUAUUCUUAAAUUGAGUUUUGUACUCCAUUUAUUUGGUUUUGUGUAGACUUGUCUGUUUAAGGCUCCAAAGUUAUAUUGAGAGCAAGUUAUUUCUCCUGUAAUCUUAAUGAUACAGUGUGUUUCAGUUAUUGUACAUACUCUUGCUUGAAGUCUGUAAUUGUGACUUAUUGGAUAUAUCUUAAUACCGUAAAAAUGUUGUGUGCACUUUCUGUCAACUCUUUCCAUUAUAUUUGUGUCCAGAUUUGUAAAGCUGACUUUUUAAAAAAAUCUUAUCAGGUUGAAAUUACAUGCUCUCCACUAGUGGAGGUGUUGGAGCUCCACCACUGGAAGGAAGAUGUAAUUGCAUUGUGCUAAGUUUAUAUAGGCAGUUCCAUUAUGAAUGUGAAAAUAGGAAUUUAUAAUGGAAAGCGAUAAGAACAGAAUAUAUAAGAUGGGGCCUGAAUUACAUCUGUGCGCCCAAGUCCAACUUAUCUCUGAAGACUAGAUUUGAUGUUGACUCUGUGUCCAGUGUCACAGGAAGUUGAUUAGUAUAGUAAAAACAUAAUUGGUAAGCAGGUGCUCGUGCUUAAUUUUCCCACUUUUCCGAAAGCAGUGCCACUUAUGUUCUUAAACAGAGGAUGUGCCAAACUAUUUACGAAUGUAUAUAGUGAUUAAGGCAAAGAUUCUGUAUUGGAAUGAAGGACACAGAUGGAACAUGGAUAUCUGUAUCAGUUUUGAUGGUGCUAUUGUAAUAGUGUUUGUGUCAAUGCACCGCUAUGUUAACAAGUGAAAAUAAAACAUUUUAGAAGCUUCAAAA
Carcharodon carcharias (great white shark) is the source of this 2549-nucleotide messenger RNA. Its product is annotated as non-POU domain-containing octamer-binding protein-like. Gene Ontology annotation, cellular component: nucleus. Lineage: Eukaryota; Metazoa; Chordata; Chondrichthyes; Lamniformes; Lamnidae. Gene Ontology annotation, biological process: regulation of DNA-templated transcription. Gene Ontology annotation, molecular function: RNA binding. The transcript has 11 exons. The record is from RefSeq and is a predicted model, not a curated record. The coding region runs from base 129 to 1553 and encodes 474 amino acids.